Molecule: messenger RNA, 966 nt
Organism: Cynara cardunculus var. scolymus (artichoke)
Lineage: Eukaryota; Viridiplantae; Streptophyta; Magnoliopsida; Asterales; Asteraceae
Product: cytosolic sulfotransferase 5-like
Exons: 2
Coding region: 360-800 (146 amino acids)
Biological process (GO): sulfation
Cellular component (GO): cytoplasm
Molecular function (GO): sulfotransferase activity
Source: RefSeq, a predicted model, not a curated record
GCUCAAGACACUGAUAUCCUUCUUGUUACCACUCCCAAAUCAGGCACUACCUGGUUAAAGGCCAUCUUAUUURCCCUAAUGAACCAUACCCAUUCCCUGUUACCUCAGGUCAACCACCCAUUACUGUCAAACAACCCUCAUGUGCUCGUGCCUUUCUUGGAACUGAAACUCUAYCUCGAGAACGAAAACCCAGAUCUCUCAUCCUUCACAUCUCCAAGACUCUUUUCCACUCAYAUGCCAUACGUAUCCUUACCAAAAUCCGUCCACGAUUCGCAAAGUAAGCUCGUUUAUCUUUGUAGAAACCCCAAAGAUACUUUGGUGUCUCUUGGUUUUUCACAAACAAGUUGAGGCUCAAGGAAAUGGGGACAAAUCCACUUGAGGACGCUUUUGAGAAGUUCUGUGCAGGAGUGAGCAUAUAUGGUCCUUUUUGGGAUCAUAUGUUAGGUUACUGGAAGGAAAGCUUAAACAAUCCCCAAAGAGUAUUCUUUCUGAAAUAUGAAGAAAUGAAAGAGCAGCCAGAGCUUCAUUUGAAGAAACUUGCUGACUUUUUAGGGUGCUCAUUUUCAUCCAAGGAAGAGGAAGAAAGAACUGUGGAUGACAUUUUAGAGAUUUGUAGCUUUGAUAACUUGAGUAAUCUGAAAGUGAACAAGGAAGGAAAGCUUCCAUCUGGGGAGGAUUUCAGUGCAUUUUUCCGAAAAGGUGAAGUUGGAGACUGGAAAAACCAUCUGACUCCAGAAAUGGUUGAGCGUCUUGACAACAUCUGUGAAGAAAAGUUCCAAGGAUCAGGGUUGAAAUUUUAACUUGCAUGAAAUGGUAUUUGUAAGAGCUGUAAUCAGGGGUAUCUACUUCAAUAUUAAGAUAAGUAAGCAUCGAAUAAAGGUUAUAUUUGCGUAAACGAUGUAUUUAUGAUGAUGAUAUAAUAUAAUUACGAAGUAAUAUGAUGAUUAUUACUAAGGUUUAUCGAUA